ACCCGCCACCACCGGCUGGCAGCGGAGCUGCUGAACUCGUGUAGCUUGGUCGUGCGGAGAGCGCUCGUCCCGAACUGCACGCUCGCGCAAUCCUCGGCGGUUUGGAGGAGGAGGAGGAGGGGCUGCUCGGGCGGGCAGAGCCCCGCGCUCCUGGGGCGGGCUCUUAAAGAACUGGAGGACAUUAUAGUCAUCCUCAGGGAAUGAUAUAUAUGUACAUACACACAGAGGUCUGAACCUGUGUGAACCUUGAGAGUGAAUUCUUAUUGGCUGUAACCUGAGGAACUUAUUUUCACUCCAAUGUUGCUCUGAAAAAAGAUCUGCAUCUAAAACUCUGAACAAUCAGACUUGCCAAGUCUGCUGGACAAAUUGUCAUUAUGAUGGGCAACAGCAGCCUGCCAUGUCAACUUCAGAUUAACUCUCCUUGAGGACAGAAAGAUGCCUCAGGAACAGUACGCACACAGAAGCGCCAUGCAGAGCUCCCAAGGGCCACACGUGUACAAAGUGGGGAUUUAUGGCUGGCGGAAGAGGUGCCUCUAUUUCUUUGUGCUACUCCUAAUGAUUUUAAUCCUGGUAAACCUUGCUAUGACCAUCUGGAUUCUCAAGGUUAUGAACUUCACAAUUGAUGGAAUGGGAAACCUAAGGAUUACCGAAAAAGGUUUAAAGCUGGAAGGGGAUUCAGAAUUCUUGAAACCUCUCUAUGCCAAAGAAAUCCGGUCCAGGACAGGCAACCCUCUGUACUUCCAGUCUGCUCGGAAUGUUACAGUGAACAUUCUCAAUGAGGAGAGUAAAGUUCUUACACGUCUUGUAACAGGUCCCAAAGCAGUGGAAGCAUACAGCCAAAAAUUUCAAGUGCUAUCCCACCAGGGGAAACUGUUGUUUUCUGCAGAUGACAAUGAAGUGGUUGUUGGAGCAGAGAGACUGAAAGUUUUAGGAGCAGAAGGCACAGUGUUCCCUAAAUCCAUAGAAACUCCCAAUGUCAGGGCAGACCCCUUCAAGGAACUAAGACUUGAAUCACCCACACGCUCUUUGGUGAUGGAGGCUCCCAAGGGAGUCGAAAUCAAUGCUGAGGCUGGCAACCUGGAAGCCACAUGCAGGACAGAGCUCAAGCUGGAGUCCAAAGAUGGAGUGAUUACGUUGGAGGCCGCAAAUAUCAAACUACCUAGACUGCCUCAAGGAUCCUCCUCUUCUGGAUCCAGGCAAAAAACCUAUGAGCUGUGUGUAUGUCCCAACGGGAGGCUAUUCCUUUCCCAGGCGGGAUCUACUUCCACCUGCCAGAUAAACACAAGCGUCUGCCUUUGAGAGAGACUCCUUGCGGCAGGCACGGACGGCAGCACAGCGGCCUUUUCCGGCCUCCCUGAGAGCAGCUGCCAACUGUUUUUACUAGAACACAGAAAGCCUAUCAAAGACUUUUUUUGUGUGUGUGCGCGCGCGUGUGUGUGAAUAUAUAAAUAUAUAGAUAUAUAUAGAUAUAAAUAUAUAUAUAUAUCCUUUGUGUAAAAUGAGGUUUCAGUACAAGAAUCCCAGGGUGACCCUCUUUGUGUAGCAUUCAUCACUCCCUCAUCAAAAUUGGUAAACGAUGUGCAAAUUGGAUCCAGGUCCUUCCAGGAGUGACCAACCUGUGUAGCAGCCAUUCUCCAUCAGUCAGGAAGAUGCUUUCAAGCCUCUCCAGGUUUAGCUACGGCCACCUCACCUGCGACAUUGUGCCUACGUGGCUGUGAGGAGGAACCGUGUCACAGGAUAAGAUGUCGUCAGCUCCCAACAGGCACGCCACCUUCAUGUUUGUUGGAAUGCAGGUCCCCAUAGAAUUGAUUCUGCUGCAUCCAUCUACAUCUGUGUAGGGAUAAUGCUGUGUGAAGCAACCCAAAGAUAAAGGCCAAAAAGGGCAGCUUAACUUGUAGCAAUCCUUCUCAGCCGAGAUCUGAAAGCAGAGAAAUUAAAAGAAAGGAAGGGAACAUAAAUAGAUCAGUUCCAAUAUCUGGGAUGAAUCAGGAAGAGGUGAGCUUGCAUUGGCAGUUCAUCUCUUAGUCCACUUUAGCAAUAUUCAGAUGGUCGGGGUCAGCACAGUUGUUUCAUCAAAGCCUUCCCCUCCUUGCCCUUUGAAAAGUAUGGUUAUGACACAUAUAGAUGAGAUUCCCCUGUUACUUACUGGUUCAUCAAGGCAGAUCAUAACUGCCUGGUUAACAGCAUCUCUGAUUCUUACUGCGCCAUGAAAAUCCAAAAAGUAAGAUGAGGAAACCUGCUUAGAGUGUUCCAAGGCACUUCUGGUUAAAUCACAUGCUAUCAUUUUCACUUGGAGGCACGUUUAUCAAGAGGAGCAUCGCACAUUGCUGUCUCUGACCCUGGGUCUGAUGCUGACAGCUGACAUUGUCAGUGAAAUGGGAGCAUCAUUGGAGAACGGAGGCUCAGGGCCAUGAAGAGACACCCCCGUGCCACCAGCCCCUGCCUAGCAUCCUACUUCUCUCUCCCUCUCCUGACUCUGCUUUGGACCACAAGGCAUUGAGCAAUGGUCUGUUGACCAUGCUCAUAGAGGCUCCUCUACAUAUUUGGGAGCCCCGAUCGCCUGGAGGAGCCCCCUUUCCCAAGAGACAUUCAGUGUAUGGAGGGUUGGGUUAAUUGGACAGCCAUGAGGGCCUGUGUAGAUUGGCGGGUAAAGGGGGGUGAAGGGUGGGUCACUUUCAUGGAAGAGUAGAAUUAGGAUUACAUUUCAGAACUGAAAUUUAAAUAUAGCAGCUGGGGCCAGGUGAAAAACCUGUGCACAAGCAUGAGAAAGAGCCUAUUCUGACACACUUAGCUGACUUUCAACUUGAGGUUUUUCAUUGUCUAUUAUAUAAUCCACUCAGAUUAGGAAGGAUGAAUGAGACACCUCAUCGAUGUAUCUUCAGGGGAAAGAUUGUCCUGAUGGAAGGAAAAAAGAUGACUCAGCAAGAGAGAACCUUGCACUGAGAAUGUUUAUCCUGCCAUGCCAACUCUGUCAAACACGCUUUUCUCUGAGCAUCAUUACUGUCUGCAGUGCAGAUGACCAGAGAAUGAGCUUCAGCUGUAUAAUAGUGUGGGGUGGAAUGCACGUUUGACCCCAAAAAUCACAGAGAUGUGCAGCAAAGGGCAAUUUUUGUCCAUUGAUGCAAGAUGCCUCCUGCACAUGCAAAAACAUAGGAAGUUUGCAGCCAAUUAGUGUCUAGUUCACCCUUUGCUAUCAACAUUUCAGACUUUAUUUUCUGAUUUUUUAAAUUAAAGCAAGAAUGCCAAGACCUGAUUAGGAAUAUGCCUGGUGGAACUUGGCUUGGAGGGGACUGCAAAUGUUUCGGAGUGCCAUAACUGCUCCAAAGGCCUAUUUGAGUGAGAAAGAUUGGACAUAUCUGUAAAUUAAGGAAAUCCCCUAUCUAGAAAGUUAGCUAACUAAAAAGAACACAGUGUCAAAUAUCAAGAGAUGCUUAUUUUGAAACAGACCUUUCCAGGGGUUUCCUGCAAUUAUGGCACAAUUAGGUCUUUGAAAAGUAGUACAUGAUUGCCCUUUAAAAAGAAUCCAAGACAACCUUCCCAACAGAAGCAUUCGAGGGAUGGCCAUGAUGCAGUAGAAACAACAGCAAGGGGUCCUGUAGCACUUGAGGACUAACAAGAUUUUUUUUGGGUGCAGGGAGCAGAAAUUUGUACACUAGAAUAAAGGUGGCCACGGGGUCAUUCUACUGACUUGCUCUAAAGGGAUGAUCUGUGAAUGGCAACAGUGGCAGCCACAGAGCUCUGAUGGAUCAUGAGACGGACCCAGUCUUACAAAGCUGGUUCCAUAAAUGACUUCCAGGUGUCCUUCUGUAAUGGCUGAGAACAGACAAAUAGUGUGGAACCCAGCCUUACACUGAAUCCUUACACUUCAUUCGAAGGAGGCUGAUAGACUUGCGGCAGCCGCAGAGCAGAAGUUCUGUACUCUUUCAAGCCAUUUUCUUGGAUUUCUUGUGGGCUCGAGAGCACCAAGAACUUGAUAACAGAACUGUUGAAGUCAGUUUGGAAGGCACUCCUAUUGAUUUCAAUGACAUUUGGAUUAAGCCAUUUCUAAAUAUUGUACUUAGGCGCUUCAGGUUGAUGGUAAAGAAGGCUUGAAAACACCCGUGAAGUGCACUUUUAGUGGACAGUGAAAGGAGCCGCUUUACAUUCUUUCUACAGUGCUACCCUGUGCAUGGUUACUCAGAAGUAAGUCCUAAUGUGUUCAGUGGGGCUUACUCCCUAGUAAGUAUGUUUAAGGUUGCAGUCUUGGUGUCACUGUAUGGACUUUUAAACAGCAUUUGCUAAUCAAAUGGCUCGUGCCAUUGCUAUAUUGAGCUGACACUUAAAUGCAAGGGGGUCACCCAGGAUAACAAUUGUAUUGGGACACAGGACUAUACAACAUCUCUGUUCAAAGAGGGAGACUUGUGCCUAUGCCUUAAGUCAAUGCACUCAGCAAGGAGAAGCACAUCAUAUUUUUCUUAUUAUUAACAGUUGGUUUAUUUGGAGUCUAAAGCUUGGAGAGAAUGGUGGUUGCAAUGUUUGCGAUGUGAAUGGAAGCUGCAGAAAUACACUCGCUGGAAAUCCACAAAGCCCAAGGAGCAUCGGGACAAAAGUCAUGCUUCAGCCUCGCUGUUGAACUUCUCAGUUCAUCCUGGAGGUCCAGCAUCAGAGGCGUUGCUGUACUGUGGUAGUUUUUCUUUCUUUUUCCUUUCACAUUGAACCGUGAUCUCAUAUGAAAGCCAUUUCAUGAAGGAAUAUUUGUCAGGAUGCCCGAGAUGGCAAAUGACCUCAGCACUCAAAAGCAAACCUGCAUAACACAAGGUAACAGAGAUGUUUGAUUGUCUCUUCCUCCAUUCACUUUAUCGAUAGUGAAAGCAGACAAUGAAAGACGUUCUUUGCAAUGACCUAAUGGCAUGUUUAAAUGUUUACUUGUUGGUUUAUGAUGAGCUUUUCUUUCUGAUUUUUAUGUUAAUUUGAUCCUGAUCUUUAAAGUUAAGAAUGUAAGGAUUGUAUACAUGUCCUGCCUUCAAGGUUGAUUACAUAGAGCAGAGACAGAAAGUGGGAAGGAAUGCUAUCAAGCCAUUUCUCAACAGCCAUCAAACAUACUUUGGAUGGUGAACUUGCGAGUUCCUCAUCCAGGUUUAUCUUGUAGCUUGGGAGACAUUUGCAACCUACCAUCAAUUCCAAAAGUAGACACCUCUCACAUCAGAAAAGCAAUUAUUUAAAUUUUCCUUUGCAGGAACUCUUUCCUUUAAAACAAUGUGUGUAGGAAAUGCCAAGUUUUGAAAACAAAAAACUUACACAUCGUUGAAAGAAAACAGUUUCCCUUUCCUUGUCUUCCUCCAACCCUGUAUUCCCUAGGAAAGGUCAAGCACGGAACUUGUAGGCAACUAAAUUCCUCAAAUUAUGGUUUAUGUCGUAUGUAAACCUAUGUUGGCUUCAGAAUUUUACAUUAUAGGUAGUUUCCCCAAUGUUCCUUAAUAGCAAUAGUUUGGUGUGGCAAUAGCUUAAUGUGGCAAAAAGCCAUGUCUAUCAAAACAGUUCCAUAUCUGCAGUCUACUGAUGACAUACAUCUCUUUGUCAUGUAAAGCUGAUGUUGCCCCUGCCGCAGGCACUUUAGCCAAAUCAAUCGUGUUUUCGUGGGAUUUAUUUUUGUUUUAAUGAACACCUGUCACAGGCACAAAAGUUGGCCCAUGUGUUGGAAAAAUGGAUCACAAGCAAUUUGUUUUUCACUGUGUCCUGCAAGGCCUUUACAACAGCAACCUGUCCCUAACCACAAACAUUAUGCACCAUGUUUAAAGUGUUGGGAUAAACAGGGCAAUUUCAGAUCUAAACUGCUAAAUGCAUUCACAAAACAUACAGAUCUCAGUUAUUGUUAUAAGUAAGUGUUAUUCUUGUUAUUUCAGAGAAGAACACAAGUAUGUUGCCAGUUUCAUCUAUAUGCACACACUGCUUUCUAAGAGUUGGAAAAGUUACAAAUAUCUUCCUGUAUAAAGGCAGGAAAAUAUUUGUGCCUGGUUGAGGAUUUUUAAAAAGUAUUAUAUAACAGCAACUGAGAUACAUGUUUUGAGAAUUCUUUCAAAAACUGCUAUUUCUAAUAGGUGUUUGCUGUUCUGAAGCAAUAUUGGCUUUUUCUAAGGGCUUCUUUACAUGAGGCAGUUGUAGUGCACUCAUGAUCCCUCGCUCAUGGAAGUUUGUGGGGCCUUUCCACAAUGUCAUCAUCCUCCGAGGCCUAUCCUAUGUUUUCCAGCUAUUUUCAUGGGAUUCUUUUAGAGUGAGGAAGGUACUAAAUUUCAAAUCACAACAAACUGGAACAAAAGCCUUGUGUAAAGUAGCAAUUCUGCAAUAUUACAGCUAUAGUGCAAUGCCACCUUGUGGUUGGUUAAUAGAAUAUAUAAAAAGGCAGAAAAAUAUAAACCCUGGAAGGAAAAAAAAAGUAGAGGACACAUUUUUCCUCCUCUAGUCCAAAUGGAAGAAGGAGGCUCCCUGAAGCAGCAGGUUAAGCUGCUCAUGUAGAGAAAUCCUAACUCUAAAGAUAUUCAUACAAAGACCUGUUGCAAGUAAAAAUAAAAUAAAAAAAAUGGCACAUUAGCACUUGGGGAUCAGUCACUAAAAACCAUAUUGGCAUUCCCUUGUUGAAAACCCUGUGUGUUUUCCCAUGCGAUGAAAAUGUGAUUUGGUGAGCUCUGUAGCCAUCUUGGUGAAAUGCUUUGUGAUUAUUUUCAUUGCAUAAGUUGUUGGUACUACACAUUCUUCACUCAGAUCCACUAACAUCUGUUCCUCAGUUUUGGUUCACACUGUCGUAUUUCCUCGGUGGCAGGAUCUUUAUCUCUGGUUGCCAAGCAAAAGCAAAGGUGGGUGCUGAAUUUGCUUUCUCUGAAAUCAGUGUAAGAGAGGUCAUGAGCUUAAAUGCCUGCAGUGGAUUUUCUGCAUCAGGAUUCUUGACCUGAUCCUCACCAACUUGUCCAUGGAAACCCUGUUAGAGACCACAAAGACAUGUAAUAUUGCAUUCUCUUGCACUAUAGCUGCUUCUACCCUAAAUACACAGUGAUUGAUACCACAUUCAGCACACCUUAAGGCAGUAUUUAUGCUAGACAGAUGCACUGAGUCACUGUGCCAGUUCCCUUUGAAGGGCUCUGAGAGCAUGCGAGAAUUGCUUUACACCAGGAAGGGAAGCUACUCCUAGUAGUGUCUUAUGCACUGGCACUUUUUCUGAAAACAGAUUGUAUCGCCUUGUGGCUUGGUUUGAUUCAGCACUUCAUUUACUAGGUCAACUGCUCAAAUGAGAAAUUGCCACUGAGGAAAUGGUUAUACUGGGGUAAGACUCUUAACAGGCUGUUAUGAUACAGAGAUACUAAUGAGUCUACAGAUUAAUCUUGAGCAGAUCUGAAAUUUCAGCUUGUUGGCUUCCAUUGCGCAUGGUUAUGUCAUGUGCACAAUUCUGUGAAAGCCAGUUUUGCUCGCAUGCCCUUAUUUGGGAGGAAGCCCCACAGAACUUGGAGGGGGUGUUUGUGAGUAGACAUGUGAAGUAUUGCACUGUAAAUCGAAUUGCUUUCAAAAAGGGUGCUCUGCUUUUCUUUACACAGCAAGUGAGACUUUUUAUUUGGCCAGGUUCUAAUGAGGCUAUGCAAGCUGCUGAGCUGUGCAAGGCCUUUGCAGCUAAGGGGCAGUGUCCAGUGCAAACCAAGCUCGAAUAUAAAUCAUGUUGCACCAGCAUCAACAACCUCUAUUGCAAUACCACUGGUCAUUUGCUGAUGCAACGGGCAAAACUCAUUGCACCUGUUCAUCUCACAACAGGAUAUCUACAUGUACAAAAGCAGGCAUGGCCUAGAGCUCAGAAGCUUGUGUAUUUUCUUGUAGAGAUGGUGGUCCAGGGUGAGUUACUGGUUUUCCUCUGCUUGACAUCCAUGGUGAUAAUUUCCACUGACUCUUAGAAACUUUCCCUUUUAUGAUUAAGAGGUGUCUGCGGUGGUUGAAGUCUGAAGUUCAACAAUCUUGAACAUCGCAGGGCUAAUCCUUGCCCUUCUUGGAUGCUGCAAAUUGAUGUGUGUGCGCACACUAAAGCAUCCCUUUUGUGGUGUUGGCACACAAUGGGGAGAGCAAGUCAAGCCACUGUGUUAAUUGGCCAUACUUAGCAUCAAUUGCACUGGGAUUUCGGUCACGAUGUUAAAAUAAGUGGCAAAAACCUGUGACUUGUCUUCCUAAUGAAGAAUAGUAUCAAGCAGUAUUUUGAAGUGUAUACAAGGUGGGAAAUAACUUGAAGAAUUGGGUGGGGGGGAAUGUAAACCUAAAAGGCUUGUUAAAACAUUUUCUGAGAUAGAAGGAGAAAUUCAACAUUGUCAGCAAAAGCUUCUUUUUUGAUAGGUGGAACUCUUGUGAUUCUGUCACAGGGAGAAGACUCUUGAAGCCAGUAUAUCUUCUCUCUAAUGCGGAGAUGUACUGCGGUUGCACUGAGCUGAAAGUUUGUUUUACAUUCCUGCUCAACUUGUGCCAGCCUAACACAAGAAGCAGCCCCAAGAGACAGAUUUAGGCUACAACCAUGUAUGCUCUAGCCUCCCAAAACCCACAUGGAAAUCAGUGGGACUUACUUUUAAGCAAUCAAAUAUAGGUUUCUGCUGUUAAUUCUGCUGCAUUCCAGCUCUAGGUCCAUCAAACAUAUUAGCAUAUCCUGACUUAAAAGCUGCGUGGCUGCUUUUCUUUUGCUUGCGAUCACAUUUUGUGGGAAAGGCCAAAGUGCAUCCAUGGAUAUUGCAAAUUCUGGAAUGGAAGAAUUGGAGAGGUCAGUGAUGUGUGCUUGAUUAAUUGGAUAUGUACUUGAGAGGCAAAGGUGCCACCAAAUGACAUUUCUGCAUUAUGAAAGGUGAUCAUGGGACUUUCACUGCUUUUGCAACAGACCUCACAAAGCUUAUGUUUAAUCUAGAUUAUUCUCAAGCUUCCAAGUAACCUGGCAAGGGUCAUAGAUUAUGAAAAUAUAUCUGCUAUGGGAAAAGUAAAGAUACUUGUUCAUUAGCAUGAUUAUGUUCAAUUGAUCACCCUUCCAACUUGAUUGACAGUUGUGUGGAAUCGCUUUUAUUAUUUAAUUGUUUAUUUAUUUUGUUGGAUUUUUAUUCUGCCCCAUUAGCCAUAAGGCUCCCUGGGUGGGUUAAAAAGUUAAGUUGCUUACAUGUCAGCCAGCCAAGUCUGAUAAAACUCAGUAUGUUUGCGCUGAAGUCUUUUUAGUUGAAGAGAUUGUGGAAGGCUACUGAUGUGUAGUGGUUUCAAUAAGUAUGCUUGGGCGUACUUUAUUUACUUUUUAUGCUGUGUAUGAGUAGUUAACCUUAAGAAAUGGCAAUAAUUCUAUGUGUACAAGACACUUUGGAUCAUUGUUAUAUUGCUGUUUAACAGGGCAUAGUCCUCUUUUAAAAAAAUCAAGUUCUUUGGAACUUUCAUUUAAACAAUUUACUUGAAGCCUCAUUGGUUUCCACAGAUUUACAACGCAAUCCUAUGUGUGUCUACUCAACAGUUAAUUCCAUUAAAUUCAGUGGGCCUUCUCCCAAGUAAGUGGUUAUAGGAUGACAGCUUUUUGAAUCUCCUGAAGCUUUCUAGUUUAGGGAAUAGCCAGACCGCACAACAUCUAUUUAUUUUUCUCUUUUAGAAGAAAUUGUAGAUAGGUAACAUUGGAGGCCAGUACCUCCAAAUUAAGAGUAGGCAGACGCAUUGAAAUUUCCCAUGCAAACCUGUCUAAGCAACAGAUAUACGACAUUCUUUGGAAAUCGGUCUGACCAGUACAGAUGGUACCAUGCUAGGAAAGCUCAACAGCAUUGCCAUUUGCUGUUUCAUCUUGUAUCAAGCCCCUUGUCAUUCUUUGCUUCAAAUUUUCUUUGCUACUACGAUCGGCAUAGCAGCACGCAGCAUAUUCAGGUGAGAGCUGGGCUAUCUGUUAAUCUCCCUUUGAGAAGGGCAUGUUGCUAUUCGUCUUGUGAUCAAUUUUAGUUUUCAAAGAAAAAGUCCACUAAGGAGCAAACUCCAGCAUCACCCAGUGUGGCUGCCCGUAACAUUCAUUCAGAUUAUGGCCCUCUGUUUCUCUUUCCCUGCCAAAGACUGAGAGAAGCAAUUCGGGCCAACUGUUUUGUGUUUCCUAAUGUGGAGGGUGUGUGUGUGGGGGGGGGGCUCCUAGGUUACAUCACCCCCUCCCCAAGACUUGCUCCUCCCCUCCCUGCCUCCAGGAAUGCCUCCCAAAGGUCAGCUCCAAAGUCAGCCUUUGACCUCAGGGCUGCGACCAAAACGGAAAGGAGCACAUUGGCUCCCAGGGUGCUUUGAGUCAGAGCCUCAGUUCCAGCCCUGAGGGCUUUUCCCUCUCCUACAGCCAUCUAAACAGUGACUAGGAGCCACAGAAUUGCCCCCUCUGUGCAGUUUAUUUCCCUUGCCAUUAUUCCUACAUGAUCUGUCUGCCAGAGGUUGUGGGUGAUGGGAGGAAAGUUUUGGACCAAAAAGGUUACACUUACAUAGCACUGCUGCUAUCAAAUACUUGAAAUAAAAAUGUGCCUCCUUAGAAUGCCCCCCCACAAACACACACACACUUUGUUGUGCUUUUCUAUUACUAAAGGUACUUGGGGGCCUUUCAGAAAGUUUCCUUAGGAUGAAAUGCUUCUACUUAUCUUAUAAGAGUAAGUCUGCAUCAUAGCAUGUGUCAGCUGCAUCUUUGCAUUGUUACAGAAUCAUAUUCCAUAUUCAUGCUUGGGGAUUUUUCUUUCCUUAUUCUAAAACCAUAUUCACUGAUAGGAGAUAGUAUAGGCUGAAGGUUCUGCUGCCUAAAUGCAUUACCGCUUCUAAAGCAAUGUUACUCCUAAAAGCAUGUGCAUGAUUUUUCUCACACCGAAGGAGCCUGUGUAACAACCUCAAGUGGUAUGAAUUUAGAAGCAACAACAAUGCAUCUCACAAAUAAUUGUGUGGGAUUCUGUUUGUCAUAAUAGAGUGGAUCACAAGUGUGCAUAGUAAAAGACACGGCUGAGUUGCUCCUUCCUGCAGUUUAAUUAUCACAUGUUUCCUCUUUCUAUAUAUACUAGUUAAGCUCUUGGAUUGAAAUUAGCAUUUUUGAUUGUUUGUUGCUUUGAGAGAAAGCCUUUAUCCAGGAGUCUUCUCUGAAUUUGCACUUAGGCGCUCUAGCUAAUUGUAACUGUUCUUUUGCUGCAAGAGCUAAUAUAUACUUUGGCAGUUUAUUAGUGAUAUCCCUGAUUAUAAGCCCAAACAGCCCAAAUGGUAUUAAUAGCCAGUGUGCAGUGUUCUCCGCAGUCAUCUUACACCUAGCAAGCAUCAGAAUGAGUGCAGGAGCAAGAGAUUAAGGUGAGCAUCACCAUGUGUGAAUUUAGUUCGCAUUGCAAAGGUAAGAAAAGCUGAGUGAGUAAAUGCUUCCACAGUUAAGGGGUAUAUAAUGCAGCCCUCCUAGUGGGCCCAUGGUUCUAAACAGUAGCUCCAGCAUAGGAUACAGAGGCUAAAAGCAGCAUUUUUCACAUGGGGAGGACAAGAUGCUGUAGGUGUUCAAAUCCUUUUGAUGGCAGUAACUGGGGCAGGGGGUAGGCAUAAGAUCUAGACUGCCACUGGCCAAGGUCUGACCUGAACCCAUGUGCACGCACUCCAUGGGAAAUACUCUAAGAGCAAAAGAGAAAGGUCCCCGCAUUGCCUUGUCCAUCCUCCUAACCCAUGGCAAGUUAACAGAGUAUGGAUACAGGCCAGGAUGAUACAGAAGAACUUUGUUCAUUUCCCUCAGUGUUUAUUUUUUUUUACUGCUAACUCUAUUUCUGCUGCUACUCAGCUGCCUCACUAGUCUGCGUUCCAGUCAAAAUGAAGGCCUCCAAAACAGCUACUUGAGGGGAAAAGGAAAGUCAGGAAUCCAUUGAUCUCCUGUCUCCUCCAUUUCAGUUCCUAGAAGUGUAUAUUUCAUAACCGUGUUCCCGUUGAGGACUGAGACUGAGAAGUUAUGACGGCUCCAGCCCAGGAGGCCUUUCUUCAUGUGCCUGUACCAAAGCAGCACACCGUGCUCAUGGUUGGGAUGCACCACCGGCUUCUCUGGCCUGCUCACUGUGCAGGUGGCAUGAGCAGAAGCCAGACCAGCUUUCAGCGAACUUUCGCCCACUGACAUCAAUAGGCAAAAAAGCACUUAUCUCUAGUUUGAAUCAUGCCUAACAUGCGUAUGGACGUGAACUUUCUAAAACAACUAGUUGAAGACGUCUGGCAUACCUUUCACGGCCUUCCUGUUAUGGAGGGUCACACUGGAUACGCUGGGGUGGCACAAGGUGCACGUAUGCAUGCACACAUGCCUAGGCAUGCAUGCAUACAUUCACAGCAGCACACACAAGCACACCCAUCCCUGUGUUCCUCCCUCCCCUCCAGCUCCUGCCCCAGAGUGCCUCAGAGGCUGGCUCUGGCUUAGAUCAGGUUGAAGUCAUGCUCCAACCAAAACCUCAGUUCUCGGGCAGGCCAGCCAAUCAGCCCGCCAGGAAUGCUGGCUCCAGGCCCAUUCCCAUCUUGAUGAAAAAUCCUAAUAUCCCCGUGUCUCCCCCAAAGUGGAUGGCUUCUGUCUGAGGAAGGAGGCAAGAGCAUUUAGGCACCACUCGUUGGACAGUCGUCUGUUCUGGGCAAGGAGAGCACCAGCCUUUGGGAGCUGCUUGCAGUCCCAGGGCCACGAUUUUUGUCCCCCCGCUAUAUUGGCUAGAAUGAACCAUUGAUUUAGGAAAUGACUCUCAGCUCAUAACUCUGUACGGAGAGCGUAGAUAUGUGUCGCACAGGAAUUCAAGCAUGCUUUUAGCAUUUGGAAAUGCCCUCAGUCACACGUGUUGACAAAGAGCCUUGCUGAAUCAAAUCAAAGAGCCAUCUAGUCUCGCAAUCUGUUUCCAGCAGCUGCCAGCCACAUGCUUUCUGGAAAAUUUAGAGACAAGGCACAGAGGCCCUCCCAUAUUAUGGAUCCCCCACAUCUGUUAGCAUCUGGCAACACUGAGGUUUACUGCCUUUGGGCACAUGGGUGCUGCUUUAAAUUUAGCUUUUUGAAACUUGGAGCAACAGCCUGGAUCAAACAGGCUAGAUACAGGAUUAAUCAUGCUUAGAGAAGCCCCUUAAAUCAACCCCCCUUAACGAUGAUCAACCUUUUUCAUGGCUGUACUGUAAGCAUGACUAACUCUGGAGCAAGCCCAUUGUUUCUGGCUUAGAUUGAUCGUUAGGGCUCACAUUCCAAAGUGUACAAGCCCUACUGUGUUCAGGGGCACUUACUUCCAGGUAAGUUUGCUUCUGGUUUGAAUGAGUCACUUUCUUGAGCAUGGUUUAUUUCAGAAACUUGCCGUGUCUGGAGACUGGUGCUUGAUCCAUUUGAUAAUUACAUACGUUGAACCACUAAAACGUGUAUAGAGAGCACUGAGAGCAAAGUACAUUAUCUGCUGGUAUAAGCAAUGAAACGUUAAAGCGUCAGAAUUCUGUCUGACUGCAAAAAGAGCAUUAAAAUUCAUCCAAUGUGCCAUUGUAGUUUUUCAACUGUCACCCAUUUUCUGACACCAAGGCCAUCAUAGAAACAGGAAAAAAGCCCAAGUUCUAAACCACAUGUUUCAUUGUUUGCGUUUUGUUUGAUUUUUAAUUUUUAAUUUAUGUAUGUGUGUGAUGGUGUGAGAAAAAAAAGCUUUUUUUAUCAAGUAACAUCGAUCCUUGCACACUCUAUGCAAAAUUUUGUAAGCAUUGCAAUAAUGCUAUGAAUUACACAAGGAACUAUUUUAACUUUAUUACACUUUCUGUAUAAAAAGAUUUGUAUUUAAAAUUAUUUCAACUGCAAUCUUGUAAAAUAUAUUAAUAAAACAAUGAUUGUUAAGAAA
Varanus komodoensis (Komodo dragon) is the source of this 13808-nucleotide messenger RNA. It is a transcript of the gene SGCD, whose product is annotated as sarcoglycan delta. Gene Ontology annotation, cellular component: sarcoglycan complex; sarcolemma. The transcript has 10 exons. Bases 436 to 1299 code for a protein of 287 amino acids. Gene Ontology annotation, biological process: cardiac muscle tissue development; heart contraction. NCBI's taxonomy places the organism in Eukaryota, Metazoa, Chordata, Lepidosauria, Squamata, Varanidae. The record is from RefSeq and is a predicted model, not a curated record.